Messenger RNA from Argentina anserina (silverweed cinquefoil), 1801 nucleotides. RefSeq lists its product as uncharacterized. Bases 732 to 1730 code for a protein of 332 amino acids. The record is from RefSeq and is a predicted model, not a curated record. The transcript has a single exon. NCBI's taxonomy places the organism in Eukaryota, Viridiplantae, Streptophyta, Magnoliopsida, Rosales, Rosaceae.
CUAAGGUACACUUUGAUUAAAAAAGAAGAAGAAGGAUACUAAGGUACAGAACUAAAGUUAUACUUUCAGUUAAUUAAUAAAGUAGAUGUUUUUCUCUACUCUAAUUUGCUACAAUAUGAAUGAGAUGCUAACCUAUGUCUAUGAGUAAAGCUGGGAAAUUUAGAGAGGUGUAUUAGCAUCUAAUCAAAUCAAAUGACAUAUCACUGUCUUUGUCUUUGUGUUCCCAUGUGAGCAUUUCUCGAAGGGAGCGAGUCCUCUCCGCCAUAAAACUAGUGAAGCCAUCUGGCCAUUUGCCCACUUUCAUAGUCUUCUGUUAAUUUCAGAGCUCCCAGUUUUAUUUUCUUCUUGAUUUUAAUGGUCUAGUUUUGGUUAACUUUGGGGUUUUCUCAAUGUGCUAUCUGGGCCAGUUUUAGUCUUUACUAUUUAUUUGGUUAAAAGCAAGAAGCUUUUGUAAUCAUGAUUCAAAGGGUGUGAUUUUGGAGAGAAAGAGAAGGUCUUUAGUCUUUAGGUGAUGGUUUUAGCUUGUGGGUAAGGUAGUGAGCAUGCAAAGUAAAGAGAACUGGUAAAACACAUAUCUGGGUUAUUGAGCUUUUCUUUUUCAGAGAAGAUUGGAGGUGUUCUGUAUGGUUUGCUUACUCUCCUGCAGGUGUUUGGUGAAAUGCUUAGAGUGAAAAAAGGCUGAGUCUUUAAAGGUGAUAUUAGUGGUUUUCUGAUGAGAUUUGGAGGCAAAAAUGAAAUCUUUGAGUAGUGUAGGACUUGGUUUGAGUGUGAUUUUUGGCUGCUUAUUCUUGGCUCUAAUUGCUGAGCUUUACUACUUGCUUUGGUGGAAGAAGAGGCUGACCAACAGAGAAAUUGAAGAUGACUACAGCAGUCCAUCAAAGGAGGUGUUCUACAUGUUCUGCUGGAGAAGGACUUCUAAGUCUUUGAGCCACAUGGCUCAAAGCCCCCAACACCUAUGUUCUUCAUUCAGAAUCACUGACACUCUUGUCCAUGAACCAAGUGCUCAGCUUCAGCUUCAUAUGCACACAGCAAGAAACAAUGAUUUGCUGCUCAAACCCUUCGAAGAAGAUGAGCUGGAUGCAGAGCUUAUGAGGCUGCAAUGUGCUUCUGGUCCACCAAGACACCUCUUCACAAUUGUAGAGGAAACUAAGGAGGACUUGGAAUCUGAAGAUGGGAAGUCUAGGUGUGGUGAUAGGAACCAAAAGGGGUCAAGAAGUAAGAGUCUGAGUGAUUUGCUUAUCACAGUGGAGACACCAUAUUUGACACCUUUGGGCUCUCCAACUCUUUGCACACCUCCACUUACUCCUUUGGACUCUCGAAACCAACAUGGAUUCACUUUCAGUUCUCCUCUCUUCGAAUCAAAGAGUGAUGCAGAGUUCAACAAGUUAAGGUCAUCACCUCCUCCAAAGUUCAAGUUCUUGCAGGAAGCAGAGGAGAAACUUAGAGUGAAAUUAAAAGAACAAGCUGAGAAGGGUCUUCAGAAUAUUGAUGUACCUGUUGAAGAUAAAGGAAGUAAAGCUAGUAAAGCUCCAAUGUCAAAGUUCUUUAAGGAUGAGGAUCAAGAUGGAUCUUAUAUCACCAUUAUUGUUGACAAGAACAAAGAGAGAGAGCUCAAUCACCAUCUUCAUCAUCUACAACACCACAAUUCAGGCACUUCACAGGUACUCCCUCUAGCAACUUCACCUUCAGCAUUCAGAUCAUCAAUCAACAAGAAGCCCAGUUUACACUAGAGCUCCAUGAACCAUUGUGAUCCUCCUUUUUUUAUUUAAUUAAUUAAAUUUUUGAUUUUAUCUUUGUUUUU